Cyclocybe aegerita is the source of this 1350-nucleotide messenger RNA. The record is from the annotation of a GenBank genome assembly. NCBI's taxonomy places the organism in Eukaryota, Fungi, Basidiomycota, Agaricomycetes, Agaricales, Hemipholiotaceae.
AUGGUCAACCUCGACAACGCCAUCCUUCCCGCUAUUGGUCUCAUCUCUGCCACUAUCGCAGAGUUCAACGCCUUCCCGUUCUCGCCAGGCUUCGACAUUAAAAAAGUCGCUGCCCAAGCGGUCGCCCUCCCCACCCACUCCUGGGAAUACGGAACAACAACUCAAGCCCUACUCGAGCUGUAUAACCCGGAACUCUCGGUAUUCGGACAGUCGCCCUUCCCGGUGCCCUCGGUCGACGUCAACGACAUUCGUGCGUUGGGCUAUGUAGCGAAGAGCGUUCGAUUCGGAAAUGGCUACGCUGCGCUGGACAGGGGAAACGGCGCUGCCGGUGACCCCGCAAGCAUGGGCGUUGGCGCCCUGAUGGUCGGAAAAACCAAUGCGACGUUCGCCAAGGCCGCCGACGACACUAUCAAAGGCCUCCUAGAGGAUGUUCCCCGUUACUGGAACGGCGCCAUCUCCCAUCGUGCCAACACGGCUGAGCUUUGGGCCGACUUCAUGUAUAUGGUCCCUCCCUACCUUGCGUACUACGCCGCCGACAAAGAAGACGAAGGAUUGCUCCGCGAGAGCGUUCGCCAAUGCCAACUGUACCGAGAUAUCCUCCAAUCCGACACCAAUGAGGCGUACAAAGGAGCAUGGAGGCACAUCAUCGGCCCAGAGAGCCAAGACACCGGCCUCUGGUCGACGGGCAACGCCUGGGCUGCAGCUGGAAUGACGCGCGUCCUUGCGACCGUCAACAAGUCCUCCUUCGUCACCAACUCCACCUGGCGCGCACAGGCGACGAACAACCUCACGCGCUACAUCAAGGAAAUCGUCGACGGCGCGCGGGGCUCUAACCAGCAGGACGGCCUCCUCCGCAACUAUUGGAACGACCGCAACACGCAAGGGCACGGCUUCGGCGAGAUCUCCGGAAGCAGCCUCCUUGCUGCUGUCGUUUACCGCAUGGCCGUCCUCCAGCCCGAGGUGUUCACCGCGUCGUACGUGCAGUGGGCGGACGACCUCCGCACGACGCUCGCUGGGAACGACGCUAACGGCAACCCGCACAUCACGAGCACUGGCAUCGCAACCCCCGCCGUCAACCCGCUUGGAUGGCUCGACACUCGCCCAUUCACCAAGGGCAGCCCUGAAGGCAACGCGUUCGUUGUCCUGAUGUACGCUGGCUGGAGGGACUGCGUCAAGGCGGGCAAGUGCAGUGCGACAAGCACAGGCGCGGGCUCCGCUGAGGCGCUCGUUGCGGCUGCUGCUGCCGUCGACAGUCUCGCCGAGACCAACGCGAAGCGCGAAAUCAGCCCCAGCUAUAUCCACCGUGCGGCGCGCAGGCACCUUGGAACCACCCACCACUCGACGAACUAA